Messenger RNA from Pseudophryne corroboree (corroboree frog), 1052 nucleotides. It is a transcript of the gene REXO2, whose product is annotated as RNA exonuclease 2. Gene Ontology annotation, molecular function: nucleic acid binding; 3'-5'-RNA exonuclease activity. The coding region runs from base 142 to 807 and encodes 221 amino acids. Gene Ontology annotation, cellular component: mitochondrion. The transcript has 7 exons. Lineage: Eukaryota; Metazoa; Chordata; Amphibia; Anura; Myobatrachidae. The record is from RefSeq and is a predicted model, not a curated record.
CCUCUGUGUGCGCUGUGCAGCCGGCAGCAGCCAAUAGGGAGCAGCCGCUGGGAUUCCGGAAGUACAGAGCGUGGUGCUGCUACCCGGCCGCGGUGUCCCCAUAGCAGCAGCAUCGGCGGCUCUGUAGCUGGGCGCUGGGUGAUGCUCUGUGCUGGCAGGGGCUGGAGCGGAUUAGUGUCCCGGGCUGUGUAUGGUUGGGUGACAGGAGGACGACCCCCGGCUGUCAGCAGCAGCAGCAGCAGCAUGGCGGACAGCAUGGAGCAGCGCAUGGUGUGGGUGGAUUUGGAGAUGACUGGGUUGGACAUUCGGAAGGACCAAAUCAUUGAGAUGGCCUGCUUAAUAACAGACUCUGAUCUCCGCAUCCUUGCUGAGGGACCCAAUUUGAUUAUUAAACAACCGGAUGAGUUACUUGAUGGCAUGUCUGAGUGGUGCAAGGAGCAUCAUGGACAGUCCGGCCUCACCCAGGCUGUGCGGGACAGUAAGAUCUCAUUACUACAAGCAGAGUAUGAGUUCCUGUCUUUCAUCAGACAACAUACACCACCUGGCUUGUGCCCUCUGGCUGGGAACUCUGUGCAUGUGGACAAAGUGUUUCUGAAGAAGUAUAUGCCUCAGUUUAUGAGACACCUGCAUUACAGGAUCAUCGAUGUCAGCACGGUGAAAGAAUUGUGCAGGCGCUGGUUCCCAGUGGAGUACGAGCGAGCACCGCGGAAAGCGUCCUCUCAUAGAGCGCUAGACGAUAUCAGCGAGAGCAUCAAGGAACUGCAGUUUUAUAGAGAGAACAUUUUUAAGAAGAUGGAUGAGAAGUAAAGAAAUGUAGAUGGAGAAAAAGAUCAUCAAAUCUGAGCCAGUAUGUACAUUGUUCUAGUACACGUUCAGGUGUCACCGUCCUGUCGCCCCAGGACAGUUGGUGAUAAUUUAUGUUGGCGAUCUUUAUAACGGUCGGGUUACCUCCUGGCAGAACUGGCUGCUAUGUAAGCAGGGGUGGAUUGCAAGUUUUACAUAGUUCCCUUUUUUAUUUUGUUGUUGCCAAUAAAAUACUUAUUUCAAAGUUA